Molecule: messenger RNA, 1254 nt
Organism: Oncorhynchus keta (chum salmon)
Lineage: Eukaryota; Metazoa; Chordata; Actinopteri; Salmoniformes; Salmonidae
Product: docking protein 6-like
Exons: 8
Coding region: 135-1133 (332 amino acids)
Biological process (GO): positive regulation of MAPK cascade; cell surface receptor protein tyrosine kinase signaling pathway
Cellular component (GO): cytoplasm
Source: RefSeq, a predicted model, not a curated record
CCGAGCAUUGACACCGCAGCAGGUUGCCGUGUUGCUUUUAUGUUGUGGAUAUCGGACUGAUUCCGCGGUGGUCGACUUUUUUUGCGGCCGAAAAGGAGGUUACUUUUCUGGGGAAGUGGCGGACCACGCUGACCAUGGCCUCCAACUUCAAUGAUAUAGUGAAACAGGGAUACGUGCGGAUACGGAGUAAGAAACUAGGGAUCUUCAGGAGGUGUUGGCUGAUGUUUAAGAAGGCGUCCAGUAAAGGCCCAAGGCGGUUAGAGAAAUACCCAGACGAGAAGGCAGCAUACUUCCAGAGCUUUCACAAGAUCACAGAGCUCCGCAGCAUCAAGAACAUUACACGGAUGCCGAGGGAGACCAAGAAACAUGCCGUGGCAAUCGUGUUUUACGACGAGACGUCCAAGACGUUUGCCUGUGAGUCAGAGCUGGAUGCAGAGGAGUGGUGGAAGCUACUGUGUGUGGAGUGUCUAGGAAGCUGUCUGAACGACAUCAGCCUGGGAGAACCAGACCUGUUAGCAACGGGGGUGCAGCGGGAGCAGAACGAGCGGUUCAACGUGUACCUGAUGCCCACUCCCAACCUGGACAUCUACGGGGAGUGUACGAUGCAGAUCACACAUGAGAACAUCUACCUGUGGGACAUCCACAACGCCCGCGUCAAACUGAUCAUGUGGCCCCUCAACUCACUGAGGAGAUACGGACGAGACUCCACCUGGUUCACUUUUGAGUCAGGAAGGAUGUGUGACACAGGGGAGGGUCUGUUUACGUUCCAGACGCGGGAGGGAGAGAUGAUGUACCAGAGAGUCCACUCAGCCACCCUGUCCAUCGCACAGCAACAUGAGAGGAUGAUGGAGGAGAAGACUUCACAGACACACUCCAACCAGACAACGUUAACCAAGUCCAUCUCCCUGCCUCGCAGUGCCUACUGGCAUCACAUAAUGCGCCAGAACAGUGUUGGAGACAUCUACAGCUACCAAGGUACUAGCCUGACGAUGACCCUGAUGACCCGAGCACAGACCUUCCCCAGCUUCCUCUCUGGAAAGACAGAAGAAGAGCAGUCCUCUCAGCACAAGGAAGAGGCACUAUCCCCCUCUAGUGGCUACAGCUCAAACUGCAGCCAGGUGACUCUCCAAUGACAAGUACCUUCAGAACAAAACUGGACAUUCCAACACUUUAGAAAGCCUGUAGAAAUAUGUAUAGGAACAUGUAUGAUAUAUCAUUUUAUGUUAAUACAUUAUGGUGAUAUUGUUAAUUGUA